AUGGCACGUCAGCUCCGCAUGCAUUUUGCGUCAAGAAGAAGCAACACGGACCCCCUGUCGGAAGGUUUCAGCAGCCACGGUGAGGAGAGGGCAGCCAGUUUGUCAGCUCAUGGCGCAGAAGAGAGUCUGGCGCAGAGUUCUGUCCACUUGAAGGUGACUCCUCUGUCACCAGACUUUGCCAACAGUCAGUGCUCUUCAGUGUUCAUACCCAGGGUUAACGCUGGAGGGUGUCACAAGAAGAAUGUCUUGCAAAUCUUGCUGCAGCCUUGUGGAAACCUUGAUGGCAAUAUAGAGGAUGGAGACCCAGCUGUUGUUUGUGAGAGUGGAGCAGGUUCCAGGUCCGACGGAGGCUCUUGCAACAGCAGCAUGGCCAGUGAUGCAGGGUACUGUAGCAGCAACAGCAUCUUUGAGCCAGAGCUUCCAGAAAAGCACAGGACAAACCAGGAGCGAACUCCACUUCGUCACAGGGUCAAGGUCCCGCUGAGACGGUGCUCCUCUUUGAUUAUAAUUCCAAAGAGCCCUUGCAGCACCCCACCUGCCUCCCCAGUAGGUCCCGUUUCUCUGUUUGCUCACCUACCACCAAGGGGAUCUGCUCAGUCUCAUCUUCAGACAGCUUCCAGGGAAUUCCCACAAGAAGAAGAGGGAGUGACCACAACUGCUGUAAGUGGUCACCAUCAAUCCAAAGGAAGCUACUCAGCUGAGCUUAAGGAUACAAAACACAUGGUGCACUUUAAUAUUCCUUUACAGGAUGAACCAUUAUGCAAAACAGAGGACAGGAAUACAAUGAUGGAGCUGUCAUCGGCUCCCGACAGAUCUAAUCUUCACUCUAGCAGCAUCCUGCUGCAUUUUGCCCAUCAGAGACCACUGAUGCCUGAAAAGGGAGCCUCAACAAUGGCUGCAGUUGAAGAAGCUCAUUCCCGAGCUGAAAACUCUGGAAAAAAAGACGACACUUACAAAAAACUUUAUCGCAGUACAUCUGCUUGUUUGUUUUCCUCAACAAAGUCAUCAGAGAAAAGCAAUAAAGGCCGUUCAUCGGACGUAGAUCAGCUCAGUCCUGAUAGAAAGCACUGUCAUCGGGCCAUACAGAGGAGUUUUUCCCUUGAGGUGCCCUACUCUAACACUGGAAUUUCAUGUCACGUUUCUAACCCGAAGCUCAGCAGCCCUUGCUCUCCACAUGUACAUAUUCAUUUGUCCCCAUGCUGCCCCUCAAAGGUGUCCAGCUCUGUUAAGGGUGUUAACAAAAGGCACAAAGAAAGUAAUACAGUAAUCAGUCCAGAUCAAAACAAAGAGACACGGGAUGAUUUCCUCGGACAGGUGGACGUCCCCUUAAAUCAGAUACCGACGGAAAAUCCUAACACAGAGAGGCCAUACACAUUCAAGGAUUUUCUGCUCCACCCACGAAGCCAUAAAUCCAGGGUUAAAGGUCAUCUGCGUCUCAAAAUGACCUACCUGCCAAAAAACCCAGGCUCAGAAGAAGAACCGGCAGAUCAGACUGAGGACUUGGAUCCUGGUUGGGAGCUUCUGGAGUCUCAGGACAUGUCAGGUCCCAGACAAAGCCAGCUACUGCCUCCUCUGCUUCCUGGCUGGGAGGAGCGUCAGGACAACCUGGGAAGAAUCUACUACGUCAAUCAUGAAAGAAGAACCACACAGUGGCAGCGACCCACAACACUAGACAGUGACGUCGAAGUUCAGAGAAGACAGAACAAUAACACGGACGCAGCGCUUCCCUUCAUUACACGCAGACAAAUUUCAGACCACGAUGAAAACGCCACACAAGAGUCUUCAGAGAGCUGGGAGAUCAUUACAGAAGACGAGUCCACUUUGUAUCACAGAAAUAACAUCAUGUCACCUUCGUCCCAGGAGCCAUGGCUUCCAGCUAGAGAGCGCCGCACCUCCCAAAGUAAUUACAUGAGUCACUCAAACCAUUCCAGUGUCAGAGAAAGUGCUCAGGCUGCAGCUGGAGAGGAAAGUCCUGUUAAUCCUGUGUUGCUUCCAACCUCAACUAACUUACCUCCAGGCUGGGAGGAGAAGAGGGACAAUAAAGGAAGACGCUACUUUGUCAACCACAACACCCGAACCACUACGUGGGUUCGUCCUGUUCUUCAGAGAUCUCCCGAUGCAGCAUCACCUAGUGGAGCAGGCACAUCUCAAAGCUUCUCACCACCACAGCCAGCUGUUCGGCACGAUCAGCCUCCUCAGCAGAACUACAGUGAGGUCGCAGCUGAAUCUGACUCCUUACCCAGUGACUGGGAGGUCCGCAGUGCUCCCAACGGAAGGCCCUUUUUCAUCAACCACAACACAAAGACGACCACCUGGGAAGACCCCAGGUUUAAGCUUCCUGUGCAAGUGAGGAGGGCAGCCUCUCUCGACCCGGCGGACCUCGGUCCUCUGCCACCUGGUUGGGAAGAAAGAGUCCACACUGAUGGGAGAAUAUUCUACAUAGAUCACAACACCAGGAACACUCAGUGGGAUGAUCCCAGGUUACAGACCCCAGCUAUAACUGGACCGGUCGUGCCUUACUCUCGAGAUUAUAAACAGAAGUACGAAUACUUCAGAAAGAAGCUGAAGAAGCCGGCUGACAUCCCAAACCGCUUUGAGAUGAAGCUGAAACGAAGUACAGUGCUGGAGGACUCGUACCGACGCAUCCUCGCAGUUAAGAGGCCGGACCUGCUGAAGGCUCGGCUCUGGGUGGAGUUCGAUGGAGAGAAAGGACUGGACUAUGGUGGUGUGGCCCGAGAGUGGUUCUUCCUCAUGUCCAAGGAGAUGUUUAACCCGUACUAUGGACUGUUUGAAUAUUCUGCCACAGACAACUACACGCUGCAGAUUAACCCUAACUCAGGUUUAUGUAACGAGGACCACCUGUCCUACUUCAAGUUCAUUGGUCGGAUUGCAGGUAUGGCUGUAUAUCAUGGGAAACUUCUCGAUGCUUUCUUCAUACGACCUUUCUACAAAAUGAUGCUACAGAAGCUCAUUACCCUGCAGGACAUGGAGUCUGUUGAUAGUGAGUAUUUCAACUCCCUGAAGUGGAUUUUGGAGAAUGACCCAGAAGUCUUGGACCUGAUGUUCACCAUUGAUGAAGAACUGUUUGGAGAGACCCAUCAGCAUGAGCUGAAGCCAGGUGGAUCGGAGAUCGUUGUCACCAAUGAAAACAAGAAGGAAUAUAUCCACCUGGUGAUGCAAUGGAGGUUUGUGCACAGAGUACAGAAGCAGAUGACUGCGUUCAAAGAUGGAUUCUUUGAGCUGAUACCUCAAGAUCUGAUCCAGAUUUUUGACGAGAACGAGCUCGAGCUGCUCAUGUGUGGGAUUGGAGACGUGGAUGUGAAUGACUGGAGAAAGAACACCAAGUACAAGAACGGCUACGCUGCUGAGCACAAAGUGAUCCACUGGUUUUGGAAGACUGUGUUGCUGAUGGACGCAGAGAAGCGGAUCCGACUCCUGCAGUUUGUGACGGGAACAUCAAGAGUCCCCAUGAACGGCUUUGCCGAACUCUACGGGUCUAAUGGACCGCAGCUGUUUACCAUUGAGCAAUGGGGCACAAGUGAUAAACUUCCAAGAGCCCACACAUGCUUCAACCGGUUGGAUCUUCCUCCUUAUGAGACCUUUGAGGAGCUGAAAGAGAAGCUUCACAUCGCUAUUGAAAAUGCCCAAGGCUUUGACGGUGUGGAUUAGUGUGCGCACAGCAAAAAGACAGGACUGUCCACAGAGUGAAGCCAGGCAGAGUGGCCUGGUGGAAAAGUAAACCAAAAGCUGUGCAUUGGAGGUGGAUGUUAACCUGCCAGCUGUGACCGAUCAGCCAACCCUCACGUUGAAAAGACGACAAGUCAACAGCAGCAGAGUUGGUUUUAUAUCCCUCUAAACUUUUUAAAGUUUACAUAUCAGGUUUAUUUCUUAUUUUACUCUAAAUG
Molecule: messenger RNA, 3905 nt
Organism: Nematolebias whitei (Rio pearlfish)
Lineage: Eukaryota; Metazoa; Chordata; Actinopteri; Cyprinodontiformes; Rivulidae
Gene: nedd4a
Product: NEDD4 E3 ubiquitin protein ligase a
Exons: 25
Coding region: 1-3669 (1222 amino acids)
Biological process (GO): neuromuscular junction development; receptor internalization; regulation of dendrite morphogenesis
Molecular function (GO): protein binding; ubiquitin protein ligase activity; sodium channel inhibitor activity
Source: RefSeq, a predicted model, not a curated record